This is a messenger RNA of Bacidia gigantensis, 1191 nucleotides long. RefSeq lists its product as uncharacterized. Lineage: Eukaryota; Fungi; Ascomycota; Lecanoromycetes; Lecanorales; Ramalinaceae. The record is from RefSeq and is a predicted model, not a curated record. Gene Ontology annotation, molecular function: oxidized pyrimidine nucleobase lesion DNA N-glycosylase activity; DNA binding; DNA-(apurinic or apyrimidinic site) endonuclease activity. Gene Ontology annotation, biological process: base-excision repair, AP site formation; base-excision repair; nucleotide-excision repair. The coding region runs from base 1 to 1191 and encodes 396 amino acids. The transcript has 2 exons. Gene Ontology annotation, cellular component: nucleus.
AUGAGAACCUCUCGUGUCGCAAAAGACACCUCGAAAGUGGUAUCUUCGUUAUCCACAGCUGAUUAUGUGCCAAGGAGGCAAACUCGCGCUGUUGCGGCCAGGCUGCGAGUAUUCUCAGCGGUGAAAGACGAGGCUGGCGUGGAAGUCUCAAAUAAUGUGCUCGACAUAGAAGAUUCGACAAUUCACGCAGCUACUUCACGAAAACGGAAGAGGGCACAUACCGGCCCGCCGACUACCGCUGCGACUUCUACCAUCACCACGACUCGGAGCUCUCCGCGCAAAAGUGGCUUGAAAGAAGGAAAUGACAGCGCAAACAACAGCAGGAAAGCUAGACGGCAACCAGCAAAGCGCAUCACAGGUCAGGAUGGCGAAGUCAAGAUCUCACCUCCCAGUCAAUGGGAAGAAAUAUAUGAGGCAGUGCGCGAGAUGCGUAAGGAGAAGCUAGCCCCUGUCGAUACGAUGGGAUGUGAAACCCUCGCCCAAGAAGAGCUGUCUGCGAAAGACCAGCGUUUUCAAACACUCAUUGCUUUGAUGCUAAGCUCACAAACCAAGGACACGACCAAUGCGAUUGCUAUGCGGAGGUUACAAACCGAAUUACCUGCACCAGGACUGACUUUACAAAACAUUCUCAAAGUCGAUCCCGUAAAACUCAACGAAAUGAUCUACGUUGUUGGUUUCCACAACACCAAAACUAAACACAUCAAACUUGCCGCCGAAAUUCUUCGCGAUCAGUUCAAGGGUGACAUUCCCGAUACUAUUGAAGGGCUGAUGAGUCUCCCCGGCGUCGGCCCCAAGAUGGGAUACCUUUGCAUGUCAGCGGCGUGGGGGAAGACGAUUGGUAUAGGCGUCGAUGUACAUGUGCAUAGAAUCACUAAUCUAUGGAGAUGGCAUAAGACCAAAGGGCCGGAGGAGACAAGGGCGAUGUUGGAGGGAUGGCUGCCAAGGGAGAGAUGGCAUGAGAUCAAUCAUCUUUUGGUCGGGUUUGGCCAGACAGUCUGUACGCCGGUGGGGAGACGGUGUGGAGAGUGUACGCUUAGUCAGAGGGGCCUCUGCCCUAGCGCGGUUGUUGUGAGGAAGGAGGUGAAGAAAAAGCGGAAGGUCGACAUAGAUGUGGAUGAGAAAGAAGGGAUUCUGAAACACGAGAGCAAAGUCGAAGUGGCAGUCAAAGAAGAGGAUAUCCGGACUGACUGA